GCACACAAUAACACUGCUUUAUGUUCCAGAAGAAUCCUAACUUUGUACUUUCUUGAGCAGCGGCUGCCUCCCACUCCAACUGCUGUCAAACUGCUGUCCCUGUGUCAGAGUGAGCCACAGAGAGACAGAGAGAGGAGAGGAGCCAGGGCUCUACGGGACCACGGCCGGAGACAGGCGUAUGCUAACAGGAAAGGAGGAGAAGCCAUGCCAAACCUGAGGUAUUUAAGGGUGCAGCAAGUAUAGUUGCACGAGAAGAGCUAUAAUUAUGAGAGGACAGCAGUGAGGACUGUGUUAGAGGGGACUGAGCAGAGCACAACCUAAACAUCCUCCUCGCCCCAUUGGCUAGCAGGGGCUUUAAGUACCCUUUAAGGAGCGACUUCUGCAAAUGAUGGAAAAACAGCCAGUGAACGGCGUGUCUUCAAACAUGAACGGAAAUUCGAAAAGACCGCCAUCCUACUCCGUGGAGACUCCAUAUGGCUUUCACCUGGACCUGGACUUCCUGAAGUACGUGGACGACAUUGAAAAGGGCAACACCCUCAAGCGCGUGCAGCGGAGGAGCAGGCCGUCCAGCGCCACCCCCCCGGCCCACAACCACAGCCUCCCCGGCCACGGGCGCGUUCACGGACCCACCCAAUGGAGGUCCAUUGGUUCCCUGUGGCCCAAGUCUCGGACCACGGACGCCCAGCACACGUGUGACAGAGGCUUGGCCAGCUAUCCCAGACAUCCGGGCGCCCCUUACAUGUCCCUGACCAGUGCCCAGAUGGAGGAGAGCAUCCGGGCCUUUGACGAGCAGCCGCUGGGGCUUUACGUGAGGCCCAAUCUGCUGCGGGCCUCCAGCCUGCCCGCGACCGUCCUGCUGCAGAGGCGCUCGGAGUCCAACGAUGAUCCGACCAGUCCCGGGAGCUCCAGGGACCACCUGCUGCAGGAGAACGGCUCCUCUGAGAACGUGUUCAGCGACUCGAGCAGGCCGGCCGGCGGCGGCGGCGGGGCGCUGGCGGGGACGCUGCAGCGCCUCACUGUGGCGCUGCGGCGGGUCGGCGAGCUGGAGGAGGAGAUCCGGGUGAUCCCUGAGCUCAAAGCCAAGAUCUGCAUCCUGCAGGAGGAGAGGGAGAGGCUUCUCGUGAGGCUCGACUCGGAUCCAGAGAACAACCGAGAAGAGACGGACUCUGACCCGAAGGCCAACGGCCGACUACAGGCGUCCGCGGACGGCGUGACCGACUGGGGCAACGGGCACAGCUCAGGACGCGGCUCAAGCACUCUGGAGGACCAAGAGGACGACUGGAUGAGCCGCGAACUGAAACGGCUGGAGGAGAAAGUCAACGCCUCGUCCGUGCAGGUGGAAAACGAGGUCAUGAUGUCAUCAGUCCGAGACGGGCCACUUUUGGGGGCAGGACAGAGGGCUCCCACAGUCCUCUCUAAGGAGCGAGUGGAGCGCCAGUCUGUGGAGGCCCUCCAAAAGAGGCUUGCAAACCUGGAGCAGAGGCUCAGGGAGUCAGAGAGGGAGUCGCAGACGGCCAAGGCGUUUCUACGGAAACAGGUGGAGGAGGGAAGGCUGAAGGACCAGAGAUUAGACCAACUCACCAGCAACAAAGACAUAUGGGUGAAGAUGGAGAGACCAGAGGUUCAUCAAGGUGCGGCCAGGGACCUAAACAGCCCAUUUUCAGACAUUCUGCAAGGUAUGCCUAGUAAAAGGGAUGUUACUGAGAGCACCCCAAAGGAGUGGAGGGUUGCUGAAGAGGGUGGUGGCAGACAGGAGGUGAAGGUGCCGGGGGACGUGAGCCACCAUGUGGGGAGAGUCCGCGAGCUCCUUCAGGAGCAGUGGGAGUGUCUGUGUGCAGGUCAGCCACCAGGGAGGGGGUCAGCAGAGCACCUGCCCCCCAGAGUCACCUCCAUCCAGGAGGAGCUGAUGAGGCUGGUGGAGACCCUCACAUCCAGUGGCACAGAAGCUGAGACUUCUGCUUUGAUGGAAAGGAAUGGUCAGGAGGAUGAGGCUGUCAGGAGCACUGGAGCCAGCCACAGCAGCAAAACAACUUUGAGCGGACCAUCUGGUUGGGAGGAGGUUGGAAACGAGGGCAGAUCACACUCGCUUGAGGAGACAACGGGGAGUGAAGCGCUAGAAAACACGAGACACCGAGACACAGAGAACACGGCGGAGAAGACAGAAAGAGAACAGGACCUUCAAGCACAACCAGAAUCACGAAGCGAGACAGUAAGGUCCGCAGAGCGACAGGAGAGGACGGCGGGACAGACCGACUCUGGUGGACACCGGGGAGGAUUGAGAGAUCCCGAGGAAUCAGGAAAGGAAGCGAGAGUUGAUGAGGCCUUCAUUACUGCAUGUCUUUACCUGAACGACCACAUGGAUGAAAUGGGGAAUCUGAAUGAUGAUAUGAGGCAGGCCCUGACGGUGGUGUUCCAGCACUGGUUCCAUGUGGCGGCCGAAGAGGACUCGUCUGCCCACACGGUGGCGCUGUACCUGGGGAGAGUCAGGGCCGCGACGCCCUCGCUCCUUCACUUCCUCGUCAACCUGGCAGAUGACAACGGCAACACUGGCCUGCACUACAGCGUGUCCCACUCCAACUUCAGCAUCGUCCAGACCCUGCUGAACACAGGUGUUUGUGACGUAGACGUGCGGAACAAGGCUGGCUACACCUCCGUCAUGCUGGCCUCCCUCGCCGCGACCGACUCCCCGCAGGAGCUGGAGGUGGUGCGCCAGCUCCUGCAGAGAGGAGACGUCAACCUCCGCGCUGGCCAGGUCAGCUCCUCUCCACCGCAGACAAACACUGUUAAACACGUCCUUGGGGAAACUACGGCAGGGCAGACGGCCCUGCACCUGGCUGCCAGGCACGGGCGCCGGCUGAUCGUGCCGCACCUGCUGGCCGCGGGCGCCAACACCAACGCCCAAGACAUCGCUGGCAGCACGGCCCUCAUGCUGACCUGUGAGCGGGGGCAUUGUGAUGUCGCAGCUGUCCUUCUGGAGCAGGCCGACUGCGAUCUGACACUCACUGAUAGGGAAGGACGCAGUGCUCUGGCGAUAGCUCUUCAGGCGUCCUUCACCGAGAUGGCCGACCUUCUCAAAGCCCACAUGGCCUCCUGAGGCAUUGCGGAAACUCAUGCCUGAUCACUCAUCUGCAAGCCUGACACACACACACACACACACACACACACACACAAACACAAGCACACACACUCUCUCUCGCUCUCUCACUUUGUGACUCAGACAGCAUACUAUCAGUCAGCUAAGAAUCUCAACAGGAGACAUAACUGUAAAAAGCAGCUAAGUGGACCCAAGGGUUUGAAUGGCUACUUUACAGAAAUACCCAAGCAAUACCAAAUAUCAUGGAAUGAAAGCAGGACAUGCUGAAACACACUCUAAACUCACACCCUGCAAUCUUCAAGAACAUAAUCU
Messenger RNA from Clupea harengus (Atlantic herring), 3406 nucleotides. Its product is annotated as KN motif and ankyrin repeat domain-containing protein 4-like. Gene Ontology annotation, molecular function: protein binding. Lineage: Eukaryota; Metazoa; Chordata; Actinopteri; Clupeiformes; Clupeidae. Gene Ontology annotation, biological process: negative regulation of actin filament polymerization. The record is from RefSeq and is a predicted model, not a curated record. Gene Ontology annotation, cellular component: cytoplasm; cytoskeleton.